Daucus carota subsp. sativus is the source of this 1700-nucleotide messenger RNA. RefSeq lists its product as uncharacterized. Gene Ontology annotation, biological process: male meiosis II. Lineage: Eukaryota; Viridiplantae; Streptophyta; Magnoliopsida; Apiales; Apiaceae. The coding region runs from base 153 to 1541 and encodes 462 amino acids. The record is from RefSeq and is a predicted model, not a curated record. The transcript is spliced from 4 exons.
AAAGCCCUCUUCUCUUCUUCAUCAAAAAUGAAGACCCAUUUGUCUCCCUUUGGAGAUAAUUAAAUCUUCACCAUCUUCUUUAACUUAAAAAUCAUAAAAAUCCCAUUUUUAUUUUCAAGAAUCAAGAAAAAGGGUUGUGUCUAAACAGUAGAAUGGGCUGUUUUCUUGGGUGUUUUGGAUCUUCUAAGGACAAGAAACGCAAGAAGCAGAGGAGAUAUGGCAGCCCUCGUCUUCAAAGAAUUGGAAGUCAGACUCUUGUGCAAACUAGUACUACUGAAACUCCUGUGUUAAGCAUCCCAGAAAAGGUCGCCUAUUCAGUACUAGAGUCGUGUGAUGAGAAGUCUGAGGAACAAUUGAGUUUGAGUACGAGGAAGAAAGUUACAUUCGAUACAAAUGUCCAAACAUAUGAGCAUGUUACUGUAUAUGGAAGUACAGAUUUGUUACUGGAUAAGAACGAUGUCAGUGAGAAGGAAAUGGAAGAGGAGGGGGACAAGAAGGAUGGUCUAGCUAGAUCAAGUCAAUCUCGUACAAGUUCCGAGGACAAUUCAACAAUAUCGAGUGUUGGAUCUUACCCUCAGAAUCAUAGGUACAAUAAUUGCCGAGACAGUGAUGAUGAAGCUGUAGAAUCAGAGUAUGAAGAUAGUGAUUUAGAUGAUGAAGAGGAAGAUGAGUAUGGUGAUGAUGAUUACGAUGAUGAGAUUAAUGAUGGAAGUGUGUUGUGUCAAGAAGUGUGGUCGGAGACCAUUCCAGUUGAAUCGAAGGAGUCAAGAACAGGUGUUUCUCUGAAAAGAGUUGGUUCAGAAGAGGUUGAUAGCCCUGUACCCUGUGUAAUGCCUGAGCAGGAAGUUAAAACACUUCUUUUGAAUCGUAAUGCAAGAGACAGGAGUGUUUAUGUUCAUCCUGUGCUGAAUCCAGUGGAGAACCUCAGUCAAUGGAAAGCUGUCAAAUCGAAAGGGACAUCGCUACUAAAUCCACACCAGAAGGAGAAUUCGUUUGCAGAUGGUGAAGCACCUCGGAUUUCGUUGAGCACAGAACCUAGUUUCAAACAAUCAUCAUAUAGUUCCAAGCCUCAAUCCAAUUAUCAGACCAAGAAUCAAAACAAAGAGAUGGCUGUUGAUGCAAGUCUUUCAAAUUGGUUAGUAACACCUGAAAUAACUCCGGAUAAAAAAUCUAGUUCGAUUAAGCUUCAACCUGUGAAUUCAGAAAAAAGCAUGUCCCAAGGGUCAAAUUCAGUGAUGAGCAUAGAAGAUAGGCCAAUCUUAGGUGCAUUGACACUUGAGGAGCUAAACCAGUUUUCAGCAACGUCGUCCUCCCCUAGAAAGUCACCAAGUCGGAGCCCUGAUGAAAUGGUUCUCAUGGGAACUGUUGGAACGUACUGGAAACACACAGGCGAAGCCAAGAAUAGAGGUUCAGCCUCAUCCUAUAAAGGCAUACCAAACACAACCAGCAAGUACAGAGAGGAUAAAAAAGUGAACUGGCAUUCCACCCCGUUUGAGACAAGAUUGGAAAGAGCUUUAAACCGAGGUUCUGCUGAAGCUUAAAUUUUCCUUUAUUUAUUCCCGUGAGAUGGUUUUGUGUGAUACUUUUCUAUGUUGUGUGUGAAUUUUCAACUUAUUUGUUCAUUUGUUGUAAUUCUUUAUUGUACUUAUGAGAUGAUUAUAUAUGAUUCAAUUUAUUUAUAUAAGAUUCCAUCUUUUUAA